Notodromas monacha is the source of this 1260-nucleotide messenger RNA. NCBI's taxonomy places the organism in Eukaryota, Metazoa, Arthropoda, Ostracoda, Podocopida, Cyprididae. The record is from the annotation of a GenBank genome assembly.
AUGGCGGCUGUCGUAGUGUCCCUCAUGAUGAUGAUGGUGAGGUGCUGGCCCAGACUCUCUCUGAUGCUGCUGCUCUCUGUGAUGCUCCUGUCUUCACCGUCCCUGGCCCUGCUGCGGCUCAACUCCAGCUUGUUUCUUUCGACAUCGACGAUGACGACAACGACGACGACGACGAUGGACAACGACAAGCAGCUGAUGAUGUUGUCGUCAUUGACGCCAACAGCAGCAGCAACAACAAUGCCUCAUUCCCAUGCUGCUACUGGUGGUGAAGAAGAAGAACAACAACAUAAUAGCUCCCAGCAGCAGCAGCAUCAUCAUUAUCAACAAAUCUUGUCUGCCGUGUCCCAGGUCAUGUUCGUCGUCAUCUGCGUCGUCGGCCUGUGUGGCAACACGCUCGUCAUCUACGUCGUUGCUCGCUACUCCAAGAUGCAGACCGUGACCAACACGUACAUCCUGAACCUGGCCGUGGCCGACGAGUGCUUCCUCGUGGGCCUGCCCUUCCUGCUGGCCACCAGCGUCCUCAGGUCCUGGCCCUUUGGCUACGUCAUGUGCAAGGUGUACAUGACGACGACGGGCAUCAACCAGUUCACGAGCAGCGCCUUCCUCACGGUCAUGAGUGGCGACAGGUACAUUGCCAUUUGCCACGCUGUCAAAGGCUCCGGACUCCGCACGCCCGUCAUCUCCCGUGUGGUCGCCCUCACCACCUGGAUGGUGUCCGCCCUCCUCAUGGCGCCGCUCUUCAUCUACUCCUCCACCCGCGUGACCAACAACACCACCGGCGUGGCCACUUGCACCAUCUUCCUGCCCGAGGACAACCAGCGCCGGAGCUACGUCGUCUUCACCAUGUACAACCUCAUGGCCAGCUUCGUCAUCCCACUGGGCUUCAUUGUUCUCUUUUACUCUCAGGUCAUUUCCACUCUGCGAAAGUCGCGGGCCCGCAAGCGCAACACGCGCAAGAAGGUGACUCGACUCGUGCUCACCGUCAUCGUGGCCUACGUCAUUUGCUGGCUGCCCUACUGGCUGGGCCAGGUGGCCCUCGUGGGCCAGCUCCUCGACCUCGUGCCCGACGUGUCGCCCGUGGCCCUGGUCAACUACAACAUCGUGGCUGCCAUCCCCAUGUACUGCAACUCGGCCAUCAACCCCAUCCUCUACGCCUUCCUCUCGGACAACUUCCGCAAGAGCUUCUUCAAGGCCUGUGGCAUGUGUUCUUUCCUCCAGUAUAUCGUGUUUUGGGACAGGACAAGAGACGGCGACGAGUAA